Molecule: messenger RNA, 667 nt
Organism: Zea mays
Lineage: Eukaryota; Viridiplantae; Streptophyta; Magnoliopsida; Poales; Poaceae
Product: 40S ribosomal protein S25-1
Exons: 4
Coding region: 68-394 (108 amino acids)
Source: RefSeq, marked validated
CGCCGCCGCCGCUGCAGACUCCUCCUUUUCGAUCCCUUCACAAAGCGCCGCCGUCGCCCCAUCGAACAUGGCUCCGAAGAAGGAUAAGGCCCCGCCCCCGUCGUCGAAGCCCGCCAAGUCCGGCGGUGGCAAGCAGAAGAAGAAGAAGUGGAGCAAGGGAAAGCUAAAGGAGAAGGUGAACAACGCGGUGCUGUUCGACCAGGCUACCUACGACAAGCUGCUCUCUGAGGUGCCCAAGUACAAGCAGAUCACCCCCUCCAUCCUAUCCGAGCGCCUCAGGAUCAAUGGCUCCCUGGCUCGGAGGGCUAUCAAGGACCUGAUGGCGCGUGGCCUCAUCCGGUUGGUCUCGGUUCACUCAAGCCAGCAGAUCUACACCAGGGCAACAAAUACCUAAGGAUGGGAUUCCCUUGUUUGCCCUCUCUGUAGGAGCUCGUCUUCUUUAGAACAGUUGCCAUCUCUGUCAAGAGUUUGCUAAUGCUAUGUUAGAUGAGUUUCUCACGUGGCUGAAACGUUUCAGAGAGUUUGCGUUAGUUUGGCUUGCCUAUUAUACCUUAUCUGGCCUUAGCUUUUUCUAUGGAAAUCUGCCUUGAAAUGUCUGAUCCGUGAUUAUGCAACUCUAUCUAAACUACUGUUAUGCUGCAAUUCUGUCAACUUGUCUGACCAGCAA